GCGGCUCAGACCUGCAGCCCUCAGAUCAAGUGUUGGUCCAAACUUUUUCUCCAUGGUCUCAGACUGAUCCAGCCGGAACACCGAGCAGUUUUUACGCGCAGCAGCUCCUGCAGCUGGAGCUUUCCCUCCUCCUCAUCAUGGAUGACGAGUUCCUCUCCAACCUCUCCCCGGCUCCUCCCGGAGACCCCGAUGCUUUGACCCCCAACUCCACCUUGGAGCCCGGCUGGUGGGGGUCCUCUGAUGGCGAGGAGACGGUGCACUUCGUGGUGCGCUGCGUCAUGACCUCUGUCUACAUCCUCAUCAUCACCGUGGGUCUGCUGGGCAACAUCACGCUGGUGAAGAUCUUCAUCACCAACAGCGCCAUGCGCAGCGUGCCCAACAUUUUCAUCUCCAGCCUGGCUGCGGGGGACCUGCUUCUGCUGGUCACCUGCGUGCCCGUGGACGCGUUCCGUUUCUUCUCCGAGGCGUGGGUGUUCGGCGAGGCGGCGUGCAAGCUCAUCCCCGCUAUCCAGCUCACCUCUGUCGGGGUGUCGGUGUUCACGCUCACGGCUCUCAGCGCGGACAGGUAUAAGGCCAUUGUGAACCCGAUGGACAUUCAGACAUCUAGCGCCGUCUUCUGGACAUGUCUGAAAGCUGUUUCCAUCUGGCUGCUGUCUGUCCUGCUAGCUGUUCCUGAAGCCAUUUUCUCACAAGUUGUUUCCAUGCAGUCUCCUCAGGGUCACAGGGACAACAUGAACGUCACCUCUUUGAACUGCGUGCCCUACCCGUUGUCCAAUCAGAUGCAUCCCAAGAUCCACUCCGUGAUGAUCUUCCUGGUUUACUUCCUGAUCCCCCUGACCAUCAUCUCCGUGUAUUAUUACCACAUUGCCCGCACGUUAAUCAAGAGUGCCCACGAAAUGCCGGGUGAAGUCAGUGAGCACACCAAGAGACAGAUGGAGACAAGGAAGCGCCUGGCCAAGAUCGUGCUGGUUUUUGUGGGCCUGUUUGCCUUGUGUUGGUUCCCCAACCACGUGCUCUACAUGUACCGCUCCUUCCACUACCACCAGAUGGAUCUGUCGCUGACCCACCUCAUCAUCACCCUGGUGGCCAGAGUCCUCAGCUUCUCCUCAUCCUGCGUCAAUCCAUUCGCCCUCUACCUGCUCAGUGAGAGCUUCCGCCGGCACUUCAACAGUCAGCUGCGAUGUGGUCGAGGUCCCCGUCCUGAACGCCAACCCAGCUACAUGCACAGCACCUCUCACAUCCGCCUCACAUCCAUCAAGAAGACCACACCCACUGCUGUCAUCAUGGCUCCAGCAGCAAAUGGCAACCCUAACAGACAGGAAGUGGCUCUGUGAAGUAGGAUGUUUCCAAGAUGCUCUGCAGAGAGACAAGACUCUGGGGAAAAAACCCAGUGGAUGGAUGGGAAAGACACUCCUCACAUUUUGCACCAGUUGGAUGAUUCACACCAUCACCAUGGAUCAUGACCAUCACAAACAACCAAAAAACAAAAAGUGCCUCUUUGAAAAAGAGCAGAAAACACCCUGAGAAUGUGCUACAACUCUCCACCUUACAGGGUAUCAGUGAACAUCUGGAGGCAGUAGAAAGACUUUAGCUCUAACAUUAACAUUUUCAGUCCGAAGGUUUGAUGCUCUGUGGUGUUGAAGCUCUGAUUUGGAUAAGGUUUGCCUGUACUUUUGUCAGCUGGUUUGUGAAAUAAGAGUGGUAGCAUUAAUGGACAUCCAAGGACAUUUGGUAGAAUGAUGGAAGGUCUGACAUUUGACUUCCUGGAAGUAACCCUUGCUACUUUUAAGAUAAAUUAAGGCAGUUUUGUUGUUGAACUCCACAGAAACCUCUAUAAACCAAAACUGCUUUCUUCUGAAAAGAAUAAACUACAUGUGGCUUUGCUAAGUAGGCUGUUAGGUAGGCUCUGUGCACAUAAACAGUCACCACUUUACAGGUAUAAAUACCAGGUGGUACACAGGCUACUUCAUUUAAAAACUGGUGCAAACAUCUCCUACUGUUGUUCAAGAUUAUAUCUCGCAAGACUGAAACAUUUUCAAAAGGUACUCCUAUUUGUUCUGCUUGUAAAGUGUUUUUAAAAACAGUAAAAAAAUGUCUUAUGCAGUAACAUCACCUCACACUGAACGAAAAAGAAAAAAACAGCUUCUAAUUGCUAAUUGCUUCUAAUCUACAAACGUCUGUUUCCCUGGCAGUAUAAAUAUGACGGGACAGAGAGGCCCAAUACUCCAUUCAGAAAAACAGAAAAUCAAGAGAACAUGCCAUUCAAGUAAGAAGGGUGUGUGUUGAUCUUCCUAAGUCAAAAAAUGGCAAAACAAAAUCAAUCACAAGUCUAAAGGUGUCCCAAACUACAGUCAGAGCAGUAAUUAAAAUGUUACACAAGAAGGGAUAAGGACCUUGUCACCAUGCACAGUGAGGAGAUGUUACAGCAGCUGGAAAUAUGACAAAUUCUUACUGCUGACAACUGCAGAAAGGACUGGCAGAAGUCUUCCUAACAACCAGUAGAAGCUAAGCCAAGUGGUAUCUUGGGUGGCAUGCUAAGAAAAAGCUUUUUUCCUCCUACUAUCGCAAACACACACUUUACUGAGACCUUAACUGGAAAUGUUGCUUUGGUCAGAUUAGACGAACACUGACUUGUUCAGCAAGAAACACACCUGGUGGGUUUGGUGUGAAACAAACGAUGAAUAUGUGGAAAAAGCAUCUCAUGCACCUUUACCUUGGAUAUUGAAUCAACCUUCUUCCAUAGCCAUCUCAUGGCCAGAUCUAAAUCCUAUAGAAAAGCUGUGAGCUGAGCUAAUGAGAAGAGAGCAUCAGAUAGAACCCAGGACUCUGAGAGAUGUGCACAGAGGAAAGGUCAACGUUCACUCUCUUUGGGUGUUACAUCCUUGGGAAACAUUAUAGGGGAGAAGCAAGAACUGUUUCUAUAGUAUAAAGGGGUUGUGUAAAGUAUUAACAGUGGGGGAGGCAAUAAUUGUGCCCCUGGUGAUUUUGUUUGAAAGUUAUUUCUUUUCAUGGGAUAUUCCACAAUUAAAGGCAGGAUAUUGUGUUAGAAUUUCUCAGUGUGAGAUUGUGCUGCUGCAGUAAAAGAGGAAUAUAUUUUAAGGCUUUUUACACAUCUUCACUUGGGGCAUAAAAUACAGUUUUUAUGGUGCCAAAAUGAUCAAUUAAUGAAAAUAGGUCAGAUCUUCUUGACAAUGUUUUCCCAACUUUCCCUGCAAAGGACUGAACUAUUUUAAGGCACAAGAUCAACAUGUGAGAUUCCUGUGAGGUUGUUAAAUAUCCUUAAUUAACAGCAGAGUUGUCAGUUUCCCUAAAACCAGUAAACAUUAUUAACGACUGAACCGGUAACUGUCUACAGAAAACUCUUCUGUGCACAACUUCUGACCUCCUGUGCACUUUACUGCAAGCCGCCGAAGGCUCAGAAAACUAUUAUUUGGAAUUCAUUAACUGUUAGUGAGUUGAACACAAUCCCCAUUUUCCUUCUGCGGCCUGUAAUUAGUGUCUAAUUGCAUUACAGGAAUGAAUUUUUACUAAAGAGCUGUGAAGUAAACAAUUACAGAAAUGAUCACUCAAUCAAAGAGUGUUUAAUUAAAUGGGUCGAUACACUUCCAAGAGUCAAGUUUCAUAUUUUCAGUUAAUCCGGCUGCUAAUAUUUAUUUUCAUCUGGCUUACUGCGGGAUAGGUCAUUAUUUGCCCAACAUGAGCUCCUCUCUGUAAGGUUCAAAAGACGAUGACAGGCGCUGAAGAAAGCAAUGCUUUACAGAGCGAUUCUUGCUGGAUGCACUAAAAGAGCCCAGUGAUUACUGUCAUUGCUUUGUGUUGGUGCCUCAGCCUGAACUCAGAGGCGAUGACAUUUCUGUGCUUUAUUUAUCUGAAAGCCUCUACGCUUUGCUCUUCAUUACACCAUUUUGUGAUGUUUUUCCUUCUUUUAAAUGCUGGAUGUGUUUUUUUCAAUGUACUACGCAUGCUUCUCCUUUUUCUGCUUCGUUCUUUAAUAAAUGUUCCUGUGCAGGCAA
Molecule: messenger RNA, 4013 nt
Organism: Girardinichthys multiradiatus
Lineage: Eukaryota; Metazoa; Chordata; Actinopteri; Cyprinodontiformes; Goodeidae
Gene: nmbr
Product: neuromedin B receptor
Exons: 5
Coding region: 138-1334 (398 amino acids)
Biological process (GO): bombesin receptor signaling pathway
Cellular component (GO): membrane
Molecular function (GO): bombesin receptor activity
Source: RefSeq, a predicted model, not a curated record